GAGUGGCGCCUGGGAUUGCAGGGAAUAGAGCGCGAGAGCUAUUGUUGGCUGACCCACCCCAAAGAGGGUGACAUCCACUCCAAGAUGUGUAGCUUGGGGCGGGUCGACCCCUUCGAGGUGGGAUAUGCUUGCACGAGCAUCCCCGAUCACCAGCCCGAGGGCCGGGCUCCCAACCAGCCCCUGAGCUACGUGUGGCAGUCAGCCAAAGUGCUGGACCACGCCAUCAACAAAGUGGUGUACAUCGGCUACGAACACCCAAGCGGCCGCGCGUACGCCCUCGCCCGGCACCCAAAAAAAGCGCUCAUCGCGCCGAAGAUCCUCAUGGAUGAGGAUCUGAUCAAUGAGAAGAUCAAGGGUGCUGACAUCCCGGACGAUGUGGAUGCCACGUAUAUGAAGUCCGCGGAUGGCACGUGCACAUAUGUUUCUUGGAGGGACGUCAUGGCCAGCAAGUCUAAGGGUCUAGCAACGGUUUCAGCUUUGGUCCUGAGCUUCCUGGUGCCAGAGCUGAGGGACUGGAAGGUUCCACGUUCGCAUGCCCGGACCCCCCGACUGCCUGGCUCCAUGCUCUUCGAUGUUUUCUGUAUGGCAGGCUACGAUCAAAGCAGCGGCGAGUGCCACCAUAACCUGAACUGGCAGAGUGCUGCGACUCAAGGCAUCAGCGAUGGGACGACGCCGUGCUUCCCGCAGAUCUAUCCAAGUCGUGUUCCGAGUGAGGUUGCUACGAGACUUGCCAAGCAACUGACCAACCCAUAUGGCCCCGACAUGGUGUUGUCCCGCUGGGUCCUGCACACCAUGCCUUGCUUCAAGAUGCUCUUGGCUCCAGUUUACCUUGCCUUGGACGCUUGGUACAGCCGCCGUUGA
This is a messenger RNA of Symbiodinium necroappetens, 861 nucleotides long. NCBI's taxonomy places the organism in Eukaryota, Dinophyceae, Suessiales, Symbiodiniaceae. The record is from the annotation of a GenBank genome assembly.